CCGUAAACCGAAAACCUGGUGCUGCUUUUCAGGUUUUAUUGCCUGUGUCUUGUGUUUCUCGGUCCGGUUUGUUGGUAAUUUUGUUGCUCUCGCGGUUGCCGAAAAAUAACACGGUUACGCUAACCGCAACGACCUCCCUCUCCUCUCUCCCUUUCGUCCGCACAGCAUUGCAUUAGACCCCCGACGCCCCAAGCUUCAAACCGCGGAGAGCGCCGUGAGAGUGUGAGAGUGAAAGAUAACGAUACAACACGGUGGGCUUAGGUGAACGGUUUCCCUCCAAAAACCAAAAAAAGAAACGAAGGAACAACACACGGCAGCCGGUGGCUGACCUAAGCUCGUACGGCGAUCUCACGCCACGCCAGUCUGUUUUCGGAGCGCGUCUGGUCGCGUUCGGGUGCUGCAUUUGUCUGCUUGUGUCGAUUCGCCGGUCGCCUCUCGCGCUGCUGCUGCUGCUGCAGUUCGUUGCCACACGUGCGCGCUACCAUCAGCAACGGAAAGCAAGGGAACGAGAUCGUUCCUUCCCAAAUUCCGCAAUCCCGGCGGUGCGGCGCACGAAGGAGCAGCUGUUUAGCACCGUUUGGCGUGUGAAAAUUCGCACGUGCCACACACACACACCCGCGUACACGACGACAGUGCUGAUAACAACAGGCUUGAGUGUACGACAGGGUUGUUGUGUGUCAACGCUGCUGCUGGCCCGGUUGCGUGGUUUUUCACUGUCGUCAAGGUAACGCCAGCUGGUGUUACACCGUCUUUCGCUCUCGUGACCAUCCGAUAUCGGAUAGCCAUUGACGAAACAAAGAUUAGUCGGCCAUCGACGUAAAGUGUGUGUUCUGCUGCCUUCCGUGCCCGUACCCAGCUGCCAACCAAAUCCCGAAAGGUAAAACCAGUUCCUGUGGAAAUAACACACCAAAACGCAAGCGCGAGUGAUCAUUAUUAGCGAUCCAGCCGAUCAUCCGGUUGCCUGCGUUUGAAGGCAAAGUAGCUAACACGUACACACACCGGCGCAAAAAAAGAAGAACUGAGAAACGAACCGAACCGGACGAAGAAAAAAAACACACACACAACACAUAUGUACAUGUGUGUUUGAUCGACGGCGGCCACGCGUAUAGUGGUUGCGAUUGAUUUCCAAUUUGAUCCGACGUCAGGGAACAUUAGUGGCGCGUUGGCGAUUACGAAAUCACUAUUAGCUUGGAAGCAGAGAGAAUCGAAAAAAAAAAUCGGGAGUAAAAAUCACCGACCCAAGCGACCUUCGGUUGAUUGUGAAAACUCGUGUGAAAUUAUACAAUAGUAACUGCAGAGCGAUACUAACCUGUGGUGUGGUGUGUAUGUUAAAUCCGAGCCAGCAUUCCUCCAUCCAGCAUCCAGCGUUCCAACCCGUUACUAACGUUACUGUGCGGUUACUGUGGUGCUCUCAAUCAGACCCGAAUAAACCGGAAAAGGUGUACAAUAAUCGAAAGUAAACCAUUUUUGUGUUGUUUUUUUGUCCCUGCCCCGAAUCGAAGUGUUCAACAAGUAACGUGUGGUGCUGGAAGCAAUCGUCGUUACACCCGAUGAGUGCGUCUUGGUGGUGUGGAAGGGCAUCAACGUGGACGCGUGGUAACGUGUACAGUGACAGCGCAAGUGUGGCUACGAAAGAUCGAAGUUAACGCAAACCGAGUGUUGUUUCAGUGAUAGUACUUACACCAUCCUUCCUACGCUUUCAGUCUGGUGCCAAAAGUUGUUAGUUUAAGUGUAGUUUUGUCGACCGUUCUACAUACACCUCAGCUGAUCCGCCCUUUUGCGUAUUAGUGCCUUUAUUAGUGUCAGUGUGUGUGUGUGUUACAAAAGAUACAGAAGACCGUCCGAUAGAAAAUGCCGCUUCCAGAAUUCCUAAACCCAACACCGGCCCAGGUGGCCGAACUGCGGCAGCUGUUCAAGGAGAAGCUAGAAAGAGAUGCAGCGAAAGUUCCAGCGGGUGGCUUCCACGAGCAUGAUAUGAGGUGGGUUUUCGAAGGCGACGGCUGGUUGACCAAGUUCCUGGAGAACAAUGACCUCAACAUGAAGGAAUCGUUGAAGCAGCUCUGGGAAACGUUGGAGUGGAGAAAAAGCUCCGGCAUCAAUGAAAUUCGUGAAGAUAACAUUCGCAUGGAAUACAUUAACGACGGGUUAAUGUAUCCCCGAGGACGCGACGUCGACGGCAAGACCGUGUUCAUCUUCAGAUCGAAGCUGUACGUGCGGGGGACCCGCAACCUGGACGACCUGAAAAAGUGCUUCCUGUACUGGAUCGAGCGAAUCAUUCGCGAAGCGAACGACGAUCUGGUGACGAUCGUGUUCGAUCUGACCGAUGCCGGACUCAGCAACGUCGACAUGGACUACACGAAGUACAUUAUCAACACGUUCAAAAACUACUAUCCCUGCUCUCUGAACUACAUUCUCAUCUACGAUCUUCCAUGGAUAUUGAACGCCACCUUCCAAAUCAUCAAAAAGCUCCUGCCCGCCAAAGCCGUCGACCGGUUACGGAACAUCAGCAGUAAAAACAUUCGCGAGUACAUCGAUGACGACAACAUGCCGCGGAGCUGGGGCGGCAAGGACGAUUACGUGUUUCAGUUCGUGCCGGAAAGGCGGAAAUCCAUGGAGUUACCGUUAACGCAGAACGGUAUUCAGAAUGGCAUCCUCUCGAAAAAGGUUCACUUUGCCAACCUUAGCCCACCAGAGUCCCCAAUGCUGGACAAACCAAGUACCACUUUUCAGCCAGAGUCCAGCGAAGGAGAAAUGUUACGGAUAAAGCCACAAAACACCAUUACGUUCUCGCGAUUGGGCAAUGAUCUGGUCGGUACGGUCGAAAUCACCAAUGUCGACACGAAAGAUGUGUCCUACAAGGUGAAAACGACCGCGCCGGAAAAGUUCCGUGUACGUCCCAGUACCGGCGUUCUGCCGCCCUCAGCAAGCGUGAACAUCAACGUAAUGCUACAGCAGGGCCAACAGAUGCACACAAUCAAUAGAGAAAAGUUUCUGGUGAUGUGUAUCGGACUGACGGAUGAAAUUUCCACCAACCCGCAGGAUUUAACCGAACUGUGGAAGAAAAUCUCGGCCAAGAGCUCCUCGGUAGAGCAGCAUCGUCUGAAGUGCGCACUGCCGGCGAACUGUGACGAGAGCGGUCUCGAAUCGAUGUUCGGCGGCGCCGGCAACGUGAUCGCCGGCCCGGACCAGUACGGUGUGAUGAGCGGCUCGUUCGGCGGCAGUAGCAUGAUGGGCAUGGGUGCAGACAAGCAGAUGUCGCUGCUGCAGCAAACGAUUUCGCACCUGAACGAAACUACGCACCGGCUGGAGGUGCAGGUGAAGCGAAAUCAUCGGUUCCAGUGGAUUACCUGCGUGCUGUUCGUGCUGCUCGCGUUAGCCAUCGUGUACAUACUGAAGAUAGAGAUUAAGAGUCAUGCUUCGGAGUAUUGCACCACGGCCGAAAGAAACCAUUGAAAGGGGGGAGGGGUAACAACACAAUCCCAUCCCAGCACCGUUUUCGAGCCUCCGAUAUCAGCUCCUUCAUUCCCGGGUUAGCUUUCGUGUUUCGUGCGUUCUUCUUUAUGUAUUGUUCAGUAUGUGCACUAAAAACAAAGCAAAAACGUCAUUUCAUUCGGGGUAAAACCGGGCUUCCUUAAAGCCCUUCACUUCGCUCAGUUUCGUUUGUAUUUUAGUUUGGUAAUUGUAAACCGUUAGGUUCUUUUGUUCUUUGCUACGGGUGGAAUAUGUUGUCUUGCGUCUCCUACGGUAGGGUUAUUUUAUGAAGUAAAUUAUUCGUUAGUUAAUGGUAGAAUACCCAAUUUGUUGUGUUUAAUCGCCAUCUCUUUGCCGCACGGCUAUGAACGGUACAAAACCGUCGUGUUGAGAAUAAACAUAUUUGCAAGAAAA
This is a messenger RNA of Anopheles coluzzii, 3885 nucleotides long. RefSeq names its product motile sperm domain-containing protein 2-like. Bases 1852 to 3453 code for a protein of 533 amino acids. The record is from RefSeq and is a predicted model, not a curated record. The transcript has 8 exons. NCBI's taxonomy places the organism in Eukaryota, Metazoa, Arthropoda, Insecta, Diptera, Culicidae.